Molecule: messenger RNA, 2618 nt
Organism: Culicoides brevitarsis
Lineage: Eukaryota; Metazoa; Arthropoda; Insecta; Diptera; Ceratopogonidae
Product: integrin beta-PS-like
Exons: 4
Coding region: 138-2507 (789 amino acids)
Biological process (GO): cell migration; integrin-mediated signaling pathway; cell-matrix adhesion
Cellular component (GO): cell surface; integrin complex; focal adhesion
Molecular function (GO): integrin binding
Source: RefSeq, a predicted model, not a curated record
UUUGUUAUUUUUGCUGAAAUUUAUUACGUCAUAAUCGCGUCGAGUCAUCUACUUGACUCACUUUUUUGUUGAAUUUUGCCGACUUGAGACUUGAUUUCUUUAAUUUUUUGAUAUUUUUAUCAAAUUUUCUCACAAAAAUGGCAAUUUUUCGUUCCUGGUUGAUCCUAACAGCUCUGUUGGCAGUUUUUGCUCAGUCUUUAAUGACUCAAAGCCAAAGUGACUCAUGUUCCAAUCAUCUUUCGUGUCAUUCUUGCAUUCAAACUAAAGAUUGCAGUUGGUGUUCGAAGCCGUCAAUGGAUCCAAGUUCCAAUAAUGAAGUUCGUUGUUUCGCUUCGAGCAAUAAUUUCUUGUGCGAUAAGGAGUUUAUCGUGAAUCCAAGGAACGUUGAGACAGUUAUCGAUGACAAGCCACUGUCUAAAGUCAAGAAAUCUGAAGUUAGAGAAGAAAUUGUUCAAAUUUCACCGCAAAAAAUUAGUUUGAAAUUGAGAUUGAAUGAACCUCAACGAAUUAAAUUCCGAUAUUCUCGUGCCGAAGACUACCCCGUCGACCUGUAUUACUUGAUGGAUCUGUCAAAAUCCAUGGAAGAUGAUAAAAACAAGCUCUCCAAACUGGGAGACCUACUCGCGACAACGAUGAAAAACAUCACCAAAGACUUCCGUUUGGGCUUCGGAUCUUUCGUCGACAAGCCUUUGAUGCCUUUCACCUCUACCGUUCCCGAAAAACUCAUUAGCCCGUGUGCCGGAUGCGCUGCGCCCUACGGUUUCAAGAAUCACAUGAGUUUAGACACCAACACGGCUCGUUUUUCGCAAGAAGUGAGUCGCUCCCAGAUUUCGGGCAACAUCGAUACGCCCGAAGGUGGUUUUGAUGCUCUCAUGCAAGUCAUUGUUUGCGACGAGGAAAUCGGUUGGCGAAGUCAGGCACGUCGAUUGGUGGUUUUUUCAACGGAUGCCGGGUCUCACGUUGCUGGCGAUGCGAAGUUAACGGGAAUUGUGACGCCAAAUGAUGGAAAAUGUCACGUGGAGAGUCAUGGAUAUACGCAUUCGGCGCUUCAAGACUACCCGAGUGUGCCGCAGAUUAACAAAGUUGCCAAGAAAAAUGCGAUAAAUUUGAUUUUUGCUGUUACGAAGGAUCAGGUGAACACGUACGAACGGCUUUCGAAGGAAAUUGAGGGAUCGUCAUAUGCUGAAAUGGAAGAUGAUUCCUCGAAUAUUGUUGAUAUUAUUCGAGAUGGAUACAAUAAAAUUUCAUCAAAAGUCGAGAUAAAAGAUGACGCCAACUCCUUCGUGACCAUCAAAUACUUCUCCAAAUGCAUGCACGGCUCUCAGUUGAUCGAAACCAACCACUGUGACGACCUCCAAGUUCACGUUCCCGUAGAAUUCGAAGCUGAAAUCAUCGCUACUGCUUGCCCGAAAAAUCCUCAAACUGUCAAAAUCUAUCCUGUUGGCGUCGAUGAAGCUCUUGUACUCGAAAUUGAUCCAAUUUGCGAAUGUCCAUGCGAAAAACCCUCCGAUCCGACAUUCGAACCAAAUUCCGCCAAAUGCAACUCCCAUGGAACACACAAAUGCGGGACUUGCGAUUGCGACAACGGAUUUUACGGCAGAAAAUGCGAAUGUUCGAGCUCGGAUGGCGGCUCGAGUGUCGUCGAAAAUUGUCGCGCCGAUAAUUCUUCGCUUGUCGACUGUAACGGGCGCGGAAAUUGCAUUUGUGGCGAGUGUAUUUGUCACGCGCGUCAAAAUCCCGAGGAAAAAAUCACGGGUCGUUAUUGCGAAUGUGACAAUUUCUCGUGUGAGCGUCACAAUGAACGAGUUUGUGCGGGUCCGGAGCAUGGAACGUGCGUUUGUGGCAGUUGUGAGUGCGCCAACGGAUGGACUGGACCAGCUUGUGAGUGUGCAACGUCAACGGAAAGCUGUAAAGCGCCUGGAGACACGCAAAUUUGCUCGGGACACGGAAUUUGCGCGUGUGGCGAGUGUCAAUGUGAAGUAACGCCCGAAUCGCGAUACUCUGGAUUGUAUUGCGAGCGAUGCCAGACAUGUGCGGGACGCUGUGCGGAGUUCAAAGACUGCGUUGAAUGCAAAAUGUAUCAAUCGGGCGCCCUGAAAGACGAAUGUGAAGCAAGUUGCAUGGAAAUUUCCGUCGAAACCGCAGAAAAACUCGAAAUUCAGAACGAUUUUGAUCACAUUUGCACGGCUUAUGACGACAAAAAUUGCCGGUUUCAGUUCAUCUACAACGAUCGCGAUGAAAAAAUCGUGUCAAUUCGAGCGCAAAAGGAACCCGAUUGUCCUCCGGUGAUUUUUACCUUGGGCGUGAUCCUCAUGAUUAUUGGCGCAAUUGUCCUCACUGGCUUAGCAACGUUACUUUUGUGGAAAUUAUUUACGACAAUAAAUGAUCGCAGAGAAUACGCCCGAUUCCUUGAGGAGACCAAAAAUGCCAAAUGGACUGCUGGCAAAAAUCCGUUAUACAGAGAAGCAACAACAAGAGUUCAAAAUCCGACGUACAGAGAUAAUUAGUCGUGCAAUUGCAAAUUUUAGUUCCUUAGUCAUUAGAAAGUAUUUUGUUUAAAUGUUUUAUUCUUAUAAAGUUGAAAUUUGAUACCAAAGUGAGAUUUUUUUGUCAUUUUG